AUGCUUCGGAAAGUAUGGUCUUCAUUGAACCCAACCUCUCUAUCAUUCCAGAUUCUUUCUGACCUCCAUCUGGAGGUCACCCAGCAGUACUCAUCGUACGAAAUUCCCGCUUGCGCAGAGCAUCUUAUUCUCGCGGGCGAUAUCGGACGCUUAACUGACUAUGAAGAUUACCGUAACUUCCUACAGAAACUGACUGAUCGAUUCAAAUCGGUGUUUCUCGUACUUGGAAAUCAUGAGUUUUAUUACGAGACCUUUGAAACGGGGAUAGAAAGAGCAAAACGACUUGAGCAGGACCCUGCACUUAAUGGACGGCUGAUCGAAUCGGCCGAUAUUGUUCAAUCGAAAGUCAAGGAUUUCCAAAGGAUUGCAGACUGGUCGGUUGAUGACCAUAAUGCACGCCAUGAUUCUGAUUAUUCCUGGUUGAUGAAGGAGAUACGUGCAAUACAACAGGAGAAUGAAGCAGCGGGGAAGCGCAGUAGGCAACGGUCUAUCCUUGUUAUGACGCACCAUGCACCUUCACUUCAGGGGACCUCUAGUCCUAAACAUGCUCAGAGUCCUUGGAAUGUUGCCUUUGGAACUGAUAUUCUAUCAGGAAUUCCUGAUGGAGUGAAAGUCUGGGUGUUUGGACAUACCCAUUACACUACUGAUUUCAUGGAGAUGGGGGUAAGAGUCGUGAGCAAUCAACGAGGUUAUAUGCUGCCUUGGAGUGAUUCGAAAGAAGACAGCGGGUUUGAUGUGAGGAAGGUCAUACAACUAUGAUAAAGUCUCAUGCUCUGUCUUUAGCCUCCAGGCAUAUCAGCAAGGUUGUCUCAAUCAACCUAUUAUUCCCUGUUACAAGUGCCCCACUACUACCGAGAAAGCCCAACCCUCAAAUUGGUAACGGCUGAGAACAUUAUUAUGCAAAUCUGAUAUAUUUGUUAGUCGGUGGAGUGCGUUGGCCGAUGAGAAAAUGGGCUUCCACGCAAGUCAUGAUGCUUAGCCAUUAUGAGUGGAGGCCCACGUAGAACUGGUUGAGAUUGAUUGUUUGAUGUCGUUCAAUUAAGAGGCAUUUAUUGCGUUGAUAGAACCAGCAUGCCAGCCACCAUCGGAAUGGGUGUGGUAGCAUGUGUGCAAUGGCGCGUCGGGGCUUACCCCAGGCUGUGGGGUCGAAUCUAACCCCGGGUGGGGUACAUUGGAGCGAUCGGCUAUACAAACAUUCCAUCAAGUCAUCAUAAGUUGAUAUGCAUCUUAGUGAGACCAACUAAUGUACCAUGGA
Messenger RNA from Aspergillus piperis CBS 112811, 1255 nucleotides. RefSeq names its product calcineurin-like phosphoesterase. Gene Ontology annotation, molecular function: hydrolase activity. The transcript is spliced from 2 exons. NCBI's taxonomy places the organism in Eukaryota, Fungi, Ascomycota, Eurotiomycetes, Eurotiales, Aspergillaceae. The record is from RefSeq and is a predicted model, not a curated record. The coding region runs from base 1 to 759 and encodes 252 amino acids.